Trifolium pratense (red clover) is the source of this 656-nucleotide messenger RNA. RefSeq names its product 60S ribosomal protein L30. The coding region runs from base 118 to 456 and encodes 112 amino acids. NCBI's taxonomy places the organism in Eukaryota, Viridiplantae, Streptophyta, Magnoliopsida, Fabales, Fabaceae. The record is from RefSeq and is a predicted model, not a curated record. Gene Ontology annotation, molecular function: structural constituent of ribosome; RNA binding. Gene Ontology annotation, cellular component: cytosolic large ribosomal subunit. The transcript has 5 exons.
UAUAAAUGGCCAAUCCCAAAAUCAAAACCCUAGUGAUAGUGUCAACAACUUCAUUUCACUCGCCGCAUUUUCUUCUUCUUCUUCUUCUCUGCGCGCAUUGCAUUCAAUCCAUCAACAAUGGUUGCCGCCAAGAAGACCAAGAAGACUCAUGAGUCUAUCAACAACAGGCUCGCUCUUGUCAUGAAGAGUGGCAAAUACACCCUCGGUUAUAAAACCGUUCUCAAAUCCCUAAGGAGUUCCAAAGGGAAAUUGAUUAUUAUUGCUAACAACUGUCCUCCUUUGAGGAAAUCUGAAAUUGAGUACUAUGCUAUGUUGGCAAAGGUUGGAGUUCAUCAUUACAAUGGAAACAAUGUUGACUUGGGCACUGCCUGUGGAAAAUACUACAGAGUUUGCUGCCUCAGCAUUAUUGAUCCUGGUGAUUCUGACAUAAUCAAGUCAAUUCCUGGGGAGCAGUAAAUGUAGUGAAGAUUUUCUCAUGAUGUUUUAUAUUCUCAGUUGUUUAGACAUUGUUGAAAGAAAUUUUAGUUGUAAACUCUGGUGUAUGAUGCUUGGCAUUUUGGGUAUCCCAGGUGAUUGAGCAUUGAGUAAUUUUGACUAUGCAAUUUUUGUUUCAUUGUGUUGAUUGCUAUAGAUAAUAUUUCUAGUUUGAUCUUUAA